AUGACGGAAAAACCGUCCUAUAAAAUACCACUUGAUGAUUUGGAAUUAGAAAAACAAAGAUUUAUAGCAAAAGAUGAUAUAAAACCUUGGUUACAAGAUAAAUUAUUACACAAUAAAGGUAUACAUGUAGUUAUUGAAAGAUCAGAUACUUCAAAAAUCAUUUUUAAAUGUAAAAAUAAAGAAAAAAAAACCAAGAUUAUAGAAUCAAAAAAUAAAAAAUCAAAAAUACCAAUACGACGUCAUACAAGUUGUCCAUUUAAAAUAAGAGCAAAUUUUAGUGUAAGAAAUAAAAUAUGGUCAUUACUGGUUAUAAGUGAUUUUCAUGAUCAUAUUGUUGAUCCACCUCCAGGUCAAACUGAAUCAUUAUCUCAACCAACAGAACAACCACUACAAGAACAAGAACAACCACCACCACAGCAGCAACAACAACAACAACAACAACAACAAUCAUUAAGUUAUCCUCAACAAUCACAACCAAUACCAGCUGGACCUGGAAUGAACCUUAGUAUAAGUAACAUGAAUAAAAAAUCUAAAAUGGAUGCAAAUACUUCAAAACAUCAAAAUCAUAGAAAUAACAAUAAUGAUAAUAAUAGUAAUACAAAUAGUAGUAAUGGUACAACUGAUCAUAGUUCUGCAACUUCAACUUAUUCUGAUAAAAAUUCAGAUGAAUAUAAAGAUAGUCCUCCAACUUCGUUAAAUUCAAUUAGUGAAGAUACUUCAAAUGAUGAUAGUAGUGCUACACCAACUAAUAAUACAUUCAAACAAUCAACGAAAAGAAAAAAUAAUCAAUUGGAAUCAAUGAAGAAGAAUAAAAAAACAAAGAAGGAUUUAACGAAAGCAAAUAAUUUAAUAAAUAAUUAUGAAACCCAAGAUGGAAAUCUUGAAGUUCAAAAUCAGCAAUACCCUCAAUUACAAGAUUAUAAUCAACCACAACCUCAACAGCAUCAACAACAACCACAUCAUCAACAACAACAAGCAUAUGUAUUAACUCCACAACAACAACAAGCAUUACAAUUUUAUCCUCAACAACAAAGACAAAACUUUCAACUACAGCAUCCUCAACCACAACCAAGAUCCCUUACCCAAGCUCAAUCUACAUUUGCAUUACAAACAUUACAAAGUGAAGUAAGAGAUAAAGUUCGAUUAUUAAUUCUAGAUAAUAAAAAUAUAGCAGAUGAUCAAAAAACUUCAAUGAUUGAUUCAUUUGUUUCUCAAUUAUUAUUAGAUUAUAGAAGUUUAUUUAGUAAUCAAUUUAUGCAUUCAUUGAAACAAAACUUAUUUGAUCAACAACAGCAGCAACAGCAACAACAACAGCAGCAACAGCAACAACAACAGCAACAGCAGCAAAUGCAACAACGUCAAGGCAAUAAAUUGGAGAAUGGAUUCGUUGAUUCAAAUCAUCAACAACCACAACCACAAUCACAACCUCAACCACAACAGCAGCAAGCACCAUUAUAUCCACAAUAUAAAAAGAAUUCACUCAAUAAUUGGUUUAUGACAUCAUCAACUACACCAGUAAACAAUAAUUCAGCAUCAAUACCAUUAUCACCAUUAUUAAAUGACACAACUGCUGGAAAUGAUGAUUACAACUCAACACAAGCUGCAGUUGCUGCUGCAACUUCAAAUAAUCUUAAUGCUAAUCCAUUAGACAAUUUACAAAAUUCUUCACAAUUAAAUGGUCAAGUUAAUGGAAAUGUAUCUUUAGGUCCAAUAAAUUAUAAUCAACAACCUCAACAACUUCAACAACAUCAUCAACAUCAGCAUCAACAACAACAACCUCAAAAUUCUAAUCAAUUACCACCAUUCAAUUCAAUACAUAAUAGUUUACCACAAACUGAUGAUUCAAGAAACAAUAAUUAUUAUAACAAUAAUUCCAAUAAUAAUUUUCCAACAAAUUCAAUCUCAUCAUCCAUUUUCUCAACAGGUUCAAAUGGUUCACAAACAAACACAACAACAACAAAUAAUAUAAGUAAUAUUAAUAGUAAUUCAAAUGGUGGUAAUACAACUACAUCAAAUAGUUCAAUUAUGCCACCAUUAAGUUCAACUGCAUCAACAUUAAAUCCUUCACAUAUAUUAAAAAAUGGUAAUCAAUAUUUUAAUACCAACAACAACACAAAUUCAAAAUCAAAUUCAAUUAAUAACAAUAAUAUUAAUAAUAAUCCAUAUAUUUUUAAUAAUUUAAACAGUUUAAAUAAUUUAAGUAAUUCAUUCUUAUUUAAUACUAAUACAGGCAAUAAUGGUGGAUCAAAUAAUUUGAACAAUAAUAAUACUACUACAGCAAACAAUCUCACAAACAAUGGAAAUGGAAAUAAUUCAAUAACUCCUCCAGUUGGUGGAUUAAUUUCAAAUCAAUCAAAUCCAUUAACAAAUCAAAAUAAUUAUAAUACAUCAGAUUUUAAAUAUUUUGAAUAA
Lodderomyces pseudojiufengensis is the source of this 2412-nucleotide messenger RNA. It is a transcript of the gene AFT2, whose product is annotated as Aft2p. The transcript has a single exon. Lineage: Eukaryota; Fungi; Ascomycota; Pichiomycetes; Serinales; Debaryomycetaceae. The record is from RefSeq and is a predicted model, not a curated record. Gene Ontology annotation, molecular function: DNA-binding transcription factor activity, RNA polymerase II-specific. The coding region runs from base 1 to 2412 and encodes 803 amino acids.